Messenger RNA from Saccostrea cuccullata (small rock oyster), 1811 nucleotides. RefSeq lists its product as uncharacterized. The transcript has 4 exons. The coding region runs from base 7 to 1557 and encodes 516 amino acids. The record is from RefSeq and is a predicted model, not a curated record. Lineage: Eukaryota; Metazoa; Mollusca; Bivalvia; Ostreida; Ostreidae.
UCGAUCAUGGACCAGUCAGAUGCUUCCGAGGAAACAAUGAACUCCCAUACCUGUAUUUUUGACACAAAGGAACAACUUCCACUCCCUGAUUUUCACCGGAAGUACAAAAACAACUUUCCAAUGAUAGCCAUAGUUGUUGGGGGACAUUAUGGGCCCACUCAAUGGGACGAUCUGUCCAGUGAUCUGGUGAUGCGAAUUGAAAGAGAGUUUAAACAAAAGAGAGUUUUGGCCAAAAAUCCAAAAUCAUACCAAGAACAGUAUAUUAGUAUACCUGUAAAUGGACGAUAUAAAUUCAACGUUGUUAAAUCAUUCAAGACACAAAGCAAAGAUCAAAGUAUGGCAGAUAUAUUGAAACAGAACGCUUUACCAGUCCUCAUUCAAUUUUCCGAGAGACAAGAGGUUCCCAAAGAAGGAAAGGGAGGUCCAGAUGGAAAACCAAUCAACCUCCUUAUCGAGUAUUGUCACGAAGAAAUUUACCUCCAAGGGAACUACUAUUUUAGUGGAUGCAUCACUAAAGAGAGUGCGUCUGUCACUUUAUCUCCCUUUAUUACCAUGGCACCCGUCCACGGGCUGAUGACAAUGACAGAGGAGAAUUAUGACCAGUACCUACAGCGGAUGACUGACUACGUCAACAAAAACAGCAAAUUUUCCGAGGAUACGUGUAACUUAGGUAUCAAGAUUCUGGAAGCAGACGAUCCAGAUAUUGCCCGAAUUGUACCGAAAAAGCCGACAAAAGACAGUGGACCAGCUCCGGUCCUCCCUGCAAGAGGGUCACAACGGAAAUCAAAAGUAAAGUCAACGAGUUCAAGUCAAUGCAAGCGUUUUGACGUUAGCCUCAAUCCAGAGACACAGAGUCUCAGAAUAUUUGAUACUAGUGUAGCAUCUCAGAGUGUAAAAGAAGAACAGAAAAAUGAAGCAAAACUGGAAAAACCUCCGAAACCGAAACUAAAACCAAAACCAAAAGUAUUUACCAAACAAACGAUCAACGAUGACUUGGAUACAGACGUUUAUGAAGAGAUUGGUGAAUGUUCCAAAUUGCAGUCUCCAAAUGUACAGCCAAAGAAAGUACACGGUUAUGUGAAUGACAAUUUUUGUCCAGUCCAACCAAUUUCAAUAACACAGGAUUCCGGCGCUGAAAAUGAUUAUGAGGAGUACAUCCAAGAAUCUACGUCCACUCCAGAAUCUAACAGAGAACAUGGUGACAUUGUUUCGUAUGAAAGAAUGUACGAUAAGAAAACAGCUGGACAACAGACACCAGAACCAGAGUACGAUUACAUAGUGUCACAACCAUACGUCACAGAGCAUUCAGUGGGUCCAUGUACUGGCUUAACGUCAAAGGAGUCGAAAUAUGUGUCUGGACGGACAAUUAAAGAGAUUGGAGAAAUCCUUAUCAAAUUAAAGCUUGAAAAAUUCGUGGAUCAAUUCGCAAAAAACAUGGUAGACGGUGUUAUAGUCCAAGAGCUUUCAGCAGAAGAUUUGAGAAAUGAAUUUAAAUUUACAAAGAUAGAGGCUUUGAGGCUUCGGAAAUACAUUGAAAAUGGUCAUAUUCCAGUAUAAAGUUAUUUUUACCUUGUAGAUAUUGAUACUAAAUCCUUAAAUAUCCUGUGAUCCUUUGAAAUUAAUGUAUUGGUUCAUUCUUGGAGAUAAAUAUAUUACUUCCCUAUUACAAACUAGAAUAUAAAUUGUUGAGUUUUUUUAUGACAUUUUUUGGUUUGAAAAGAUAGGAACCUGUUGAAAGGAUUGUUAAAUUUUGACAUUAUCUAUCAAUUUCCUUCUUGUACAGAAACUGUAAAAUAGCUUUGUUUACACUC